Molecule: messenger RNA, 7892 nt
Organism: Carcharodon carcharias (great white shark)
Lineage: Eukaryota; Metazoa; Chordata; Chondrichthyes; Lamniformes; Lamnidae
Product: monocarboxylate transporter 7-like
Exons: 7
Coding region: 2927-4228 (433 amino acids)
Biological process (GO): monocarboxylic acid transport; transmembrane transport
Molecular function (GO): monocarboxylic acid transmembrane transporter activity
Source: RefSeq, a predicted model, not a curated record
UUUCUUUGUAGAAGUACUCACCUAUGGCAUAAUUAAGUCAUUUGGUGUUUUCUUUUAUGACUUAAUGACUUAUUUCGAUGAGUCCAACAGCAGAGUGUCCUGGAUAAUAUCUAUCUCUGCGUUUGUAAUGAUGUUUACAGCAAAACAGGUUUCAGCUAGUGCCUGCUAAACAUUCUCUUACUCCACUUCGGCUCAAGAAUUUAGGUCACGAAAGAAUCUGCUGAAUCCAGUUAAAGUGAAACGUUAACAAACAUCAACACUACCAGACAAAGAGAAGAUUGAACAGCACUUCUGUGUACCAUUAUUUUCAUCCCUUCCCCUCUUUAGGUCCACUGUGCCAUUCACUGCCCCAGAAGAGGAGGUGAACAGGCAAUCUGCUCCCAGACCUCUAACAAUGCCGCUGUGUAACUGGCUGCUUGGAGUCAUGCGUGAGUGGCCUGCGGGAGUGGUGUGUGUGUGUGUGUGUGUGUGUGUGUGUGUGUGUGAAUGUGUUUGUGUUCCUUCUUUCCUUCCCUUUGUGUACCCAUCUUUCCCUAGUUUCUCUCAAACACUCUGUGUUUCUGUAGUUUGCCUCUGCUUGUGAAUUUGUACUGUGGGAAGCAUAACACAAUCCAGCACUGUACCAUUUCCAUGACCACAUUAGAACUCAGGUGCUGCCAUCUAUAAUCUACUCCCCAAAACACCAAUAUGGGUAGUGGUGAUGCUUCCAUACACAGUACUCCUUCACAACUGACUUUAGACUCAAUAAUAUCUAGUAAUAUCACAUGGUUAACUAGUACCAGUGAGGUAACUUGUGUCUGCAAAUGGCACCAUAAACAUUUGAGUUUAUUUCCUAGCCCCAAGUAUAAUUCGGCACACAAUUAAUAUUCCUCAAACUACAUUUUACAUAAUGGCGACACAAAUAGGCUUACUUGGUGACCGUUUGGAACAGUGAUAGUAAUCUAACAGCAACAGAACUAAAAUAGAUUUGCUUAGCAUAUCCUACUGCUACUUUUUUUGUGGCUGAAUCAAAGGUUAUGUUUUCUAUCAUUUCACCUAUCUUCUACUCAGGUUUAUUUGAGAAAUUAUUUUCUGCAGUCUCUAAAAUUAUGUUUGAAAGCUAGAUUUCCACAGUUGCUUUAUAUUCAUUCUCUUCCCAGUCCUAACAAAUCAGUAGAACUUAAAUAAGCAAGGUCUAGAAAUUGCAUCCAUUUUUCAGGUGCUGCGCCAGUACCUAAGAUCCCCACAAUGGAGGGCAGGAAAUCUACAAGAGAUACUUUUUAACCACCCUGAAACAUGGGUUGGGCCCUUUUUAACAUGCAAACCUUAAACCUUCUGGAAGUCCCCACUCCAAUUCUGCUUUGAGGCAGCCAUUGUGGGCUGAAAUCAGGAUCCAGCUCUAGAGUGCACCUGUAACAACGAAGUAUUGAAUGUGGAGCCAGGAAGAGUAGAAGUGCUCCUCCCAACUCCAAACUAAGGGAUCAUCUUGAAUGCUGCCAUUCUUGCCGCCAUUCUUGACCAUCAACCCCAACAGACCCUGCAUUGUUUUACCCUCCUUCCAUCUCCAACUGGGCCUGUGGGCCUUUCCCAAGGACUACUGCAGCAGCUUCAUUUCUUACCAGCCCUCUCCACUCUUUAGUGGAGUGCUGUAAUGCUGAUUGUAUUGUGUGGCAAAUUAAUAUUGCGGAAGAUACACCAUUUCUUUGAACAGGCAUGACCUCCAUGCAUUCAAGGAAGAGAUGUCUCCCUUUCUGACCAUGUCUACCAUCAAAAUAAAUUGGCUAGGAUCAUGUUUUCUGUAUAACUCUGUGUCCACUGGAAAACAGAGCACUGCAGAGACAAAUCUUCAGUAUACUGGCCUUCUUGCUGCACAUAACUUUUCAAUCCACCAAAUUUUACUUCAUUUUGGCCUUCUAGAACUCAAGUUAUAUAUCUAGCACCUCACAAUUUAUGACACACAAGACAAUGGGCCUUGCUACUUUAUUCCUUAUAAAGAUAUCAAUUUGUCUAUCAUUCCUCCUGAAAGAUGCGCCCCAUUCACUCAAUUCUCCUUUUCUUAGAAUCCUCGACUGCUAUUUCUACUUGAUGAGGGAGCUUAUAAUUUAGGAAGCAGGAUAUCAAGAUAGUCUAGUAAUGUAGAAAUUUCAUUUUUUCAACACUGAGAUUUAAGAAUGCACAGUAAAUAAAGUUUGUUGUUAUUUAAUACUUCAUUGCAAAUUGUUACACAAAACCAUUUAUGAUGUGGAAUUAGCAGUAGUUGUCAUUCAUAUACAUCGUUUUGAUGGUUGGAUUUUGUUCAUUAGCAUUCAUGACUCACGUGAGUAAUUUAAACAAGGAAAACUUAUUUCCAAUAUGACUCAAACUAAGAACAUCCAAAAAUCACAGCGAUUGAGAGUACUGGCCACACUGUACACCUGCCCCCCACCCCGGCUGCUUACCUGUUUAUGAUAAAAAAUGCAAGCCCUCCCUCAAUCACGCACACACACAAAAGGAAUCUGUGCAUCUUUUAUCCUCCAUUUGCUGGCCUCUUUCCAUCUUCCCUCCUCAACUACUAUCCAGCCUGAUAUGGUCCACUGUCCAGGGUUAUCCACACAUUGUUAACAGCUUUCGCUGCCUUUUUAUCUAUAUUCAUUGUUUCUACUAUUACUGCCAUCUCUUCUUGACCCUUCAGGGAUAAGGGGUGUGCGGUGAAGGAGUGCUUUAAAGUUUGCAUGCUUGAAAGCUUCAACCUUGGCUCUUCAAACUUUCUUGGCCUGAAGGAGUGCGAACAACACUUUGUAAUUAUUUCAAAACCCUGCUGCUUUGGUCUAAAUCCACAUGUUAGGGACCAAGCUUUUCUGGAAGUUUGAAGAGCUGAGUCUGAACGUCAGCAAGGCCUGUACAAGUACACAAAAAAACACCACUUUCCACAAUACUAAGUAACCACUUUGGUUACCGCCCAGUAGUGAUGCUGGGUGGAUUGCUCGUUAGUAUAGGAAUGAUGGCAGCAUCGUUUGCACAGGCAAUUGUAGAAAUGUACAUUGCCAUUGGAUUAGUCUCAGGAGUAGGUUUCUGUCUCAGCUUCCUUCCCACAGUCACAAUCCUCUCCCAGUACUUUGAUAAAUAUCGCUCUCUUGUCAUGGCUGUGGCAUCCACAGGAGAAUGUUUUGCUAUCUUUGUUUUUGCACCUGCUUUUACAUUAAUGAAGAACCAUCUUGGGUGGAAAAAUUGUCUCCUAGUCAUAGGUGCACUGCAGCUAAACAUCAUUGUGUGUGGAGCACUACUUCGGCCAAUUGUUAUCAGAAAAACUGAGGAAAAAACAGUGGAACCAGUGGAUAGGGCCAUGGAAACCAAGUAUAUGCUGGAGAACGAGGAAACAUGUAUCUCUAUAGAGUCUGUCGACUCGGGAGUGGAAUCUUUAUCUACCUCAUGUGAUCACUUAGAACAUAGUAAAAAAUGUACAACAAAUAAUAUUCACAAAGAAAAUUUUCAAAUGCUUCCAGAUAGGAAGCCAAAACCACAGCAUCAACCAAAGUUGCUUGACUUUUCAAUUCUAAAAGACAAAAGCUUCAUCUUUUAUACUCUUUUUGGACUAUUUGCCACUUUGGGCUUCUUUGCACCUCACCUUUAUGUGAUUCCCCUCAGCAUUAGCCUGGGUGUUGAUGAGUGGGCAGCAUACAUGCUAUCUGCAAUGGCAAUUAUGGAGGUGUUUGGUAGGUUAUCAGCUGGCUGUGUCCUAAACAAACAGCCCAUACAGAAGAUUUACAUUGAACUGAUCUGUACAAGCCUACUGAGUAUAGUGUUGUUGUGCUUUCCAUUCACCAGUGGAUUCUGGAGCCUUAUCACAUGCAGCAUGCUGUAUGGGUUCAUGUUUGGCAGUGUGGCUAGUGUUCACAUUCCAAUGUUGGCAGAAGAUGAUGUAGUUGGAGUUGAGAAGAUGUCAUCUGCUGUCGGAAUUUACACCUUCGUACAGAGCAUUUCAGGACUUGCUGGGCCGCCUCUUGGAGGUUGGCUUGUGGAUAUUACAGGUCAGAAUUAUGGAUCUGCCUUCUUCUUCAGUGGUAUUGGCAUGAGUUUGGGUGCAUUUUUUCUGGCAUUAGUUCGGCCAUCUAAAAAAGGAUUCUGUCAGAGAAAAGCACCUCUGAAGAUUGAUCAACAACAGGCGUUACAGGAGGAUCUCAAAAUUGCCCAGGAUGUGCCUGAAGACUUCCUUGAUACAGACUUGAAGAAACCAGAAAGUUUACAGGAUCAGUUUCAAAGUAUUGCUUGAAAAACAGUCAUACACCACCACAACAUAGUGCAUUUUCCUUUUUAAAGGUAUCCCUUAUCUAUGCUGUCAACUUCUGCAACUUGGCCUCAAACGUUUGCUAUUCUCAAAGACAAAAAUGGUUACUCACUUUGGAAAGAAAUACGGCAAGAAGCAAAUUUUUCAUAUUUACUAUUUAAUGAAAAAAGGCUAAAAGUUCAGCUGAACUAAAAGUGUCCAGGAAACUACAAAAUGAAAGCAGGAACACAAUGAAAUAUAUGGAAAGGAUUCAAGCUAGUUCAGAUUGCUCUUGUUCAUUUCGAUAACACAUUCAGGAUGCAAUCUCAAAACAACUUUCAAUCCAUUUGUGUUUUAACCUUUUAGGUAAAUUAGUGUAUAAUAUGCUUGGAUAUUCUUAUCUUUAUAUAAAUAGGAUGAUGAUCAAAAAUAUUUGACACAAUGGCCUAAUAAUCCAAGCCACUGACUGAAAUGUGUUCCAAAAAGUUGUUUCUUUGAGUUCCAAGGAUAUCAAUUAUUCCAACUUUCCUGUAUCAUAAUAGUAGUUCCAAUAUGAAACACAAUAAAAUGAAGCAUAUCAUGUCAGGGAGGUUGGGGGCAGGGUGGGUAACUCAAUUUGACAGAGGUCGUCAUUUAUGAAAAAAAUGAUAAUUUGUGGAAAAAUAAUCUGUGACUCAGAAUUCUAGAGGAUGUGUGAGGAUGAACAGCAGAGGUUAGAAGAUGUAAACUUGUAUGCCAUAUGUAGAGUUGGAGUUGAUAUAUAGAAGUUUCAUUUUACCACCCCAGAUUAUAUAAAACACAUUCUAAGUUCCUGAGUUUUAGAGAUUCCAAAUGACUUCAUAAAAGUAAAAUGCCAGAUGUAGAUGUUUUAUUCUUCAAAUAGGUUCCUCUUGCACCCUAAACAAUUUAUGUUUUUUUUAAAAUAAAACUAUCAAAAACUUGAAUACAAUCACCAUAUCUAGAACACUCUUCCAGCACUCCUCCCACACUCCUGGAUUGGAUACAAUUAAGUUCUUGACACUUGAAAAAGAGACAGUUCUGAAACUUCUUCUUGACAAUCCAAUUUUACCGUCUUUCUCGAUUAUCAAUACUAAGUGCUCCUCUGAAGUUUUUAAAAUGUAUUUUGAGCUCUAAAUAUUGGACCCUACAUGCACUGCAUCUUCCCUCCAUCCCGACUCAAAAGGAAAGUUAAAACUCAUUGCACAAUCUCUUUACUCAUUCUUUCUCAAUAAUUAAAAUCAGUCAAAUGCCAUAGCCCCCUUAGUUCUUUGCUUCCUCUCUGUUUUUAUGCUUUUAAAGUUUGGCAUCACCUAAUCUCUGCUUCCUGCUUUUUACCACACAUUUUCUUUUACUUUUUCCAACAUCAUGUUGUUUGCACAAUUUAAAAAAGCUCAUCUUCCAUAUCAUUAAGGUGAACCAAAUAACAGAUUUGAAGAAUGAGAAUUACACACUUGAAGCUUUUUAAAUGUCUGAAAUCCAAUUGUCAAUCAACAGCUGCAAUGCAGGUAGGGCCUAUGAUAUUGUCAGCUGUAUCCAGGAGUUAAAAUGUUAGUCUGUUCACAAUGCUAAUGAUUUUUUUUUGUUCGCUAUGUACUCAUGAAUUUUCUGAAAGGGACAGAAUUGUGUCUACACUGGAAAUACUUCCAUUCAGAGAAUAAGAGACUCUUUCAUAUUCACUUCAUCAUCUACUUAUUAUUGGGAUUUAAAAUGCAGUAGUUUCCUUGCAAGAGAUUUGACAACCUUGGUACUAAGAAGCAAAGUAAUGGAAAUUCUGACUUGCCCUUUCCAUUCAUAAGUACACUCUAUGUGCGUGUGUAAAGAAAAAGUCAGUGAGCCUAAUUUGGUUUACCACAGUUCUUUCCCUUAAAUCACUUCGGAGGUGGGUUGUUCAGUCAGUCUAAUCAUAAAUGACUGGGUCACAUCAAUGCUAAUCAACCACAAAGUCACCCUCUCCCUCAUCUGAGAAAGCUGUGCUAUUGUAGGAAGAAUUUUGACUCCCAUCAGUGUGCUACGAUACUGAGGUUGCAGCAUUGUGAGCUAGUGUGGAAGAGGAAUCAGCCACAAUGCUACACAUUUAACUUGAAUAGUAGUAGGCAAAAAUGGUUGAAACCUUUUUCCAUCAAAGUCAGUAUCAGUCUGUCAAAUGUUCUGUACUGAAAAAACAAAAUCAGCGUAGCUGCAAAUACAUCCACACUCAUCAUCAAAUAACAUUAAGUAAAUCCCAUUUACACAGAUGGAGGGGGACUUGGAUGGCCAAACAGGAUUUAGCCUGGUAACAAAGGAGCAGAUGUGCUCAGCAAUGGGGCAAUCUUAUGGGAACCACAAAAGUGACACUGACACAGAUGGGGCAUAACAUGUUCAAACAGGAUGCAGCAAUGAAUUCAGUCAGCAACUGAAACAUCUUGCUAAUAUUUAAUAUCAAAUGCAACAGUAUUAAACUCAAUGUGAUAUGAACUCUUUCCAAAUAACUGAUAUCUGCAUAAUGGGAAGUAUUCACCUUAUAGAAAAUGUAUAAGGUUACAAAAAUGAGGUUUGACUUUUUUAAAAGAAACAUUGAAUCACUAAUUUUCUUUAUGGCAUGGAGACACCAGAUUGGGGCUCUCUUUCUCCUUGGUCAUAUUGUGAUGUCAUUGAAUGGGCCUGUCCCAUGCACCCAAAAGUUGCUCCGUGAAAAUAAUGGCGGCUUUGACUUCAUACUUAGCUUUUGUUCCAGCCGCAAGACCCAAGGAAACCAUGGUAAAGCCUAGUAACUAAUUUCUCAUUCUUUGGUAUCAUUUCUGUUGAAGCAGUUUUAAAGUUGUCCUUGCUGCUCCAGAAUACAUGAGAAUGUUCCCAGUAGGCGGUGACACACUAGCAGAGAUAACAAAUAACUUGAGGGUUCCUGUUUCAACGGUUACUAAAAAUACAUCAUUUUUCUUAAGUUGUGGCUAUAUUCUGGGUAAAAUAAUGACUCCAGACUUUCUUCAGUUGGACAAGAUUUGAAUUCUUUAAUCCUAAUUGGUUUACUCCAUCAAAGACACCCACACUGAUUAUUGAGAAAUUUGUGGCGCAGGCUUUCCUAUUCUACUGACAGAAAAGAGGAGAAAAUGACAUGCCAAAAUCAAAACCUAUUCAAAUUCCCAAUAAAUGGCAAUCACAGCCAUAUAAGUGGUUGCUGGUAUCCAUUUCAGCAUUAGCAGGUUCAUCACUUGAGAAAGAAAAUCAGAUAAAAUGUGUGGUAUUAGACUUACUUAUUGUUAAUACCUCUUGCACUCCACUUUUGAUACAGCUUGUCUAUAACCUGAAUUGUAUAGUUACUGUACAAGAUAUUUCAUAUGGAAGUAUUCAGGUGAUAUAAUGUUAGGUUCAGAUGAUUCAUGAUGCAAGUUAUUAGGAUUGAACAAAUACCGGUAAGGCAAUGAUCUGAAGGAUGUAACUAGGUUAUCUAAAGGUACAUCUUUGAACAAAACUGCAACUAACUUUAAAACUACAGAUUGAAGUAAUCUACAGGUUUCGAAAUACGAGCAAAGUAGAUUCAAGCAAAAUUUUGUUACGUCAAAAGUUUGCUCACUGUAACUCGUAUUUAUGCUUUCUAACAUUCAAUUUGUCCACCCCGUAACUUAAAGCAGUUUAAAAUGUUUAAGAUUUGCCUCAUAUCUAUAAUUUUCCAAUAAAAUACUUUAAAAUCUUA